This is a messenger RNA of Aphanomyces astaci, 1107 nucleotides long. RefSeq lists its product as hypothetical. NCBI's taxonomy places the organism in Eukaryota, Oomycota, Saprolegniomycetes, Saprolegniales, Verrucalvaceae. Gene Ontology annotation, molecular function: zinc ion binding; nucleic acid binding. The transcript has 2 exons. The record is from RefSeq and is a predicted model, not a curated record. The coding region runs from base 1 to 1107 and encodes 368 amino acids.
AUGGAGGAAGCGUUUGUGCGUAUGAUGGGUGCGAUGGAGCAGCAGCAGAAGAUGAUCAAUCAGCUGUUAGAAGCUCAAGCACAGACGCACACACAAAUGAUGAGGGACCAGCAAGCGCAUCAAGAGCAGCAGUUGCUUUUACAUCAACAGUUGCAGGAUGCAAUGAACCAACUAGCGAACCAACAACCGGUCGAACAGCAACGGGACACGGAACGACGAGUAGAAGGACUGUCUAUGCCUGCAUACCAUGGGCACCUUAAUGAAAGCAUUGGGCUGUACAUUCACCGGGUGAAGACCUUUUUCAUGGCAAAGAACUUGAACUACGAGCAAAACGAAGUGGUCGAAGCGCGCUGUCUUGCGAUGGUUGUGGCGAACCUCCAAGGACAGGCUGCAGCUUGGUACCAGGAAUUGGCUUCACGGCGAGUCAAUGGUGGCUUCAGGACUCUUGUCGACUUCGAACAAGCACUGCCCCGGAAGAAGGACCGCAGCAAGUUGCGCUGCUUCAAUUGCCAAGGUUUUGGGCACUUUGCGGCUGCGUGCCAAAAGCCGAAGAAGAAGAUCUCGGGUGAUGGACCUCCAGGCAAGCAAAACAACCUAGAAGUCGAAGAAGCACCAAGCGACCAAGAUGUGGAGUACAUCACGUUUGGCGCCAUGGAAGAAAACGGUGCUGAAGGCGUUGCGGUGUCGAAAGCGCAAGUCGGACGAAGUCAGGAGAGUGGCAGAGCGCCAUUAAUGAUUAAGUCUGGCAUAAUAAAUGGAAAAGUCGUGAACAUUCUUAUUGACUCGGGAGCAACGAAUUCGCUUUGUCGAGUCGGGUUGGGCAAAAAUGUCAUUCGCUCCAAGGCUGUUCGCAUCUCGGGCUACGAUGGACUGAUGUCACCACUGACAGAGACGCGCGAAUUGAAGGAAACGGUGCAGAUUGGCACGUUCACGUUUCAUGAUACGCAGCUCACGGAAUGGGACUUGAAGGACAAAGCGUUUGACGUCAUCCUAGGCCAACCAUGGUUCAAGAAGCACAAUCCAGUAAUCGAUUGGCGCAAGCAUGAUGGAUGGUCGGUCCACUUACAAUGGGGAGGCUCCAUUCCUCGCAUUUCCGAAUACAUUUAA